Dermacentor andersoni is the source of this 6645-nucleotide messenger RNA. It is a transcript of the gene msps, whose product is annotated as msps cytoskeleton-associated protein 5. Gene Ontology annotation, molecular function: microtubule plus end polymerase activity; microtubule plus-end binding. The record is from RefSeq and is a predicted model, not a curated record. Gene Ontology annotation, biological process: establishment or maintenance of microtubule cytoskeleton polarity; spindle organization; microtubule polymerization. Lineage: Eukaryota; Metazoa; Arthropoda; Arachnida; Ixodida; Ixodidae.
UGUGCGUAACACGUAACGGAUAAAAGAAGGGAUAAGUGUUCCGCAGCCAACGGCAAUAAUGCAAGUCUGAUGUUGUGACUCAAAAGGGAGUUUAAUUUGCAUUGAUUGCAUGAAUUUUUAAUUUUGACCAAGCUUGUGAUCUGGUUAUAUGGCUGUAUUCGUUCAUCGGUGAACCUUGGCAGAGCCGUUCGUCAAUGCCAUUUCUUUCGGUACGUCCCCGAAUCACUUUGCUGCCCACUUGUCACCGAAAACAUUUCUAAACUAAAAACAUGGCUGAUGACACUGAAUACUUGAAGUUGCCUGUGGAAGACCGUUGUCAGCAUAAGUUAUGGAAAGCUCGCCUUAGUGGGUAUGAAGAUGCCACCAAACUUUUUGGAUCUAUCACAGACCCCAAGGGUCCAGAGUUUCAGAAGUUUCUGCCUCUCAUCAAGAACUUCGUCACAGACAGCAAUGCAGUAUCCCAGGAAAAGGGCCUGGCAGCUGUCCUGUCGUUCGUUGAAAAUGCCCAACUGGCCAAUCGCAUCUGCGGUGAUGUCCUCGCCGGGCUCGUCGCCAAAUGCAUUGCCGCUCCAAAGCAGAAGACACGAGAACUGGCACAGGAGAUCAUCUACAUGUACGUCGAAAUCGAAAAGCAGGAGGUAGUUGUAGAGGAACUGGUUAAGGCACUGGACAACAAGAAUCCAAAGAUAGUGUCGGGAUGCGUGGCAACGUUGCGAGAGUGCUUGCGUCUCUUCGGUGCCCGCGUUAUAGCAGUGAAGCCGCUCUUCAAGGCACUUCCAAAACUUCUGGAGGACAGGGAUAAAACAGUGCGUGACGAGAGCAAGCUGCUGACAGUCGAACUCUACCGAUGGAUUGGAGAUGCCCUGAAGCCACUGCUGCAGUCGCUGAAGCCUGUUCAGGUGUCCGAACUCGAGGCUGAGUUUGCCAAGGUGGAGAAAGGCACUGCAUUGCCUGAGCGUUACAUCCGGUCAGAGCAGGCACGAAGAGCACAGGCAGCUGAGGCUGGUACUGAUAGUGUGGAUGGCGUUGAAGAGGGCGAUGAGUGUGGUGUUGACGGUGGAGCUACUAUUGAUGGAUACGACCUGUUGGAAGCAGUUGACAUCCUCUCCAAGCUUCCCAAGGACUUUUACGAACAGUGCGAGGCCAAGAAGUGGCAAGAGAGAAAAGAGGCGCUUGAAAAACUUCUCGAGCUCACAAGCAAUCCUAAGCUUGAACCUGGCGACUACGGUGAUCUCGUCAAGGCAUUGAAGAGGAUAGUGGCCAAGGACAGCAACGUCAUCGUGGUGGCACUUGCGGCCAAGUGCUUGGCAGGGCUGGCAGCCGGUUUGAGGCAAAAGUUUCACCCAUAUGCAAAUUUGUGCAUCUCAACAUACAUAGAAAAGUUCAAGGAGAAGAAACAGAAUGUGGUGACUGCUCUGAGAGAAGCACUGGACAAUGCAUUCCAGGCCACAAAUUUGGAAGCCAUCUUGGAGGAUGUCACAGGAGCUCUGGAGAACAAGAAUCCUCAGAUAAAGGCAGAGACGACCCUGUUCUUGGCACGUGUCUUCUCCAAGUCUACACCAGCUGUGUUGAACAAGAAGCUGCUGAAAGCAUUGGUGACGUCUUUGCUCAAAACCCUGAAUGACUCUGACCCAGCAGUGAGGGAAGGUGCAAGCAUGGCUUUGGGGACAGCGAUGAAAGUGGUGGGGGAACGAGUGUUGACGCCUUUUCUUGGUGACCUGGACAAUCUCAAAAUGGAGAAGGUCAAAGAGUGCUGCGAGAAAGCAGAGGUGGUUGCUGCACCACCUCAAAAGGCCCCCCGCAAGCCUGCUGCAGCUGCUUCCCCAGCCAAGCGUAGCGCAGAGCCGAAGCCUGAAGCGCCCGUGCAAAGGAAGGCCGCAACUGCCGUGGCCAAGCCUCGUGGUGGUGCCCGUGUUGUGAGACCAGGUGCUGCUUCUUCCACUGCACCGACGUCUGCACCUGCAAGAGCCAUGCAAAGGGCCAAAGCGUCUGGACCUGCGAAAGCACAGUCAGGCAGCAGUGCUUCUUCCAAGCCUGUGUUCUCUGAAAUGGCUCUGGCAGACGAAGAGGUCCAAGGCCGAGCUGCAGCCUUGUUUCCUGAGGAAAGCCUGACGGCUUUGGGGAGCGCAAACUGGAAGGACCGCUUGGCUGCCGUUGAGAAGAUCAAAGAGGUUGUUGAGGCUAUGGAAGGAAACCUGCCUGUUCAAGUCAUAGCAAAGACGCUGUGCCGUAAACCUGGACUUCGAGACACAAACUUCCAGGUGCUGAAGCUCAAACUGGAAACGCUAGUAGUGGUGCUGGGUGGUGGACCUGUGUCCCUGUGUGUGGCUGACUGCUUGCUGCCAGACUUGGUGGACAAGGUUGGGGACAUCAAGAACGGCCAGGGUGCCGCAUCUGCCCUGACAGCCCUGGCGGAGGCCACCUCCCUAGACCAUGUCGGCCAGGAGGCUCUUCAGCUUUGUUUUGCCCAGAAGAACCCGAAGAACCAGAGUGAGAGUCUUAUGUGGCUGGCCAAUGCUAUCAAAGAGUUUGGACUCAAGGUUCCAGUGAAACCAGUCAUUGAAAAUAUUAAGAAAGGGCUUGCUGCAUCGAAUCCUGCGGUGAGGACUGCAUCCAUCACUUUGGCUGGUGUACUGUACCUGUACAUGGGCAAGACAUUGAGGACCUUGUUUGAGGGAGAGAAGGCCACCCUCGUGCAACAGCUUGAUGCAGAACUUGCAAAGAUGGAAGGUCAGAAACCCCCUGCGCCCAUUCGGGGAGUGCCAACUUCCUCCGUCAAUGAUGGUGGAGGCGAUUCUGCAGAGUGUGCACAGGAGGAGCAAGAAGCUGCUCUUGACAUGGAGGACUUGGUUCCUCGUACUGACAUCAGUGGCCAGCUGACUGAGUCUCUGCUAUCGGAGCUGUCGGACAAGAAUUGGAAGGUUCGCCAGGAGGCUCUCCAGAAGCUGGCAGCCAUCGUAGACCAGGCCAAGUUUAUUUGCCCGGAGCUGGGUGACCUGCCGGCCUCCUUGCGAGCACGACUACUCGACUCUAACAAGAAUUUGGCUAUCCAGGCCCUGAACAUAUGCCAGUGCCUGGGUGUAGCCCUAGGCCCCCACUGUGGACCCUAUGUUCGUACUCUUGCACCUGGCAUGUUUGUUGCACUGGGUGACAGCAAGAACAUGGUUCGUGCGGCUGCACUUUCCUGCCUCAACGAGUGGUCUUCACAUGCCAGCCUGGGGACCUUCUUUGAAAACGAGAUGCUCAAGGACGCGCUUAAGGCAGAAAAUCCCCUGCUUCGAUCUGAGUUGUUUGGCUGGCUAGCAGAGCGGCUGGGUGCGUGCGACGCCAAGGGAGUGCCCGGUGCAGAGCUUGCAUCGUGCCUGCCGCAGCUCUACCAGUGCCUGGAAGACCGUAGUGGGGAGGUCCGUAAGAAGGCUCAGGACCUGCUCCUUCCGUGCAUGCUUCACCUUGGCUACGAGUCCAUGGCACGGGCCACUUCCAAGCUCAAGGCUUCCUCCAAAACGCUAGUCAUGGCUCAGCUGGACAAGGUCCGGCCGCAGCUUCCGGCAAAGGUUCCGCCCCAGGGCAAGGCCACCAUUCUGAGGGGUGGGAGCUCCCAUGCGGCGGCUGCACCGCCACCGAUGGCUGCCCACGCACAGCCGACCAAUCAUCCUGAGGCGGUUACACCUGAAGAGGAACAGGGUGCCGUUGGGGGAAGUGCCGGCGGCCGCCUGCACAAGAGCAGCUCGAGGAGCAAGCAGCACUCGUGCCUUGGAUCCGCGAUGCCUGUGAAGCCCGGGAGCUCUGGCAAGUCAUCUCGGAAGGAGGAGGAGGUGGACAUGAGUCCCCUGCUGUCUGUGAACAAUUUGAAAGAACAGCGAAUCGCUUUCGAAAGGGCCCUCAAGCUGCUCAAGUGGAACUUCAGCACUCCACGUGAGGAGUUCUACCAGCAGCUGAAGGAGCAGAUGGUGGUUGCCAACUGGGCCCCUUCACUGGUGGCCAAUUGCUUCAGUGCCGAUUUCAAGAUGCACAUCAAGGCCAUUGACAUGCUCCUCGAGUUUCUGAGCAGCUCCGGUGGUGUGGAAGCCACCAGUGCCAAUGUGGACCUUGUGCUCAAGUGGCUCACUCUUCGCUUCUUUGACACCAACCCAAGUGUUCUGCUGCGGGCUCUGGAGUACCUGCAGGCGCUGUUUCCAGCGCUGUAUGAUGCGGGCUAUAAGAUGCAUGACCUCGAGGCAUCUUCCUUCCUGCCGUACCUGAUCCUCAAGGCUGGGGAUCCUAAGGACACGGUGCGCAAAGGGGUGCAUGAUAUCUUCCGGCGCAUCUACAAGGUCUUCCCAGGCAUCAAAGUGUUCAACUACCUCAUGCAGGGUCUGUCAUCCAAGAACGCACGCCAACGUGCAGAGUGCUUGGAAGAACUGGGCUUCCUUUUCGAAGUUCUCGGCCUUCCCAUCUCUGAACCCACACCCCCGGUGCUUCUCAAGGAAGUGGCUAGGCACAUUUCGGACAGGGACAAUGCUGUGAGGAAUGCAGCGCUCAAUUGUGUCGUACAGGCCUACUUCCGCGAGGAGGAGAGGGUCUUCAAGUACAUUGGCCAGCUUUCGGACAAGGACAAGUCUCUACUGGAAGAACGCAUCAAGCGGGCGUCACGCACGCGCCGCAUGACUGUGCUGCCACCUGAGGAAUCCCCGCCUGUCAAGAACCCGACACCGCCACGUCCGCAGUCGGCUGUCUUUGCAUCUGCCACCAUGAUGGAGCCAGAGCCUGAGCCAGAGGAAGUAGUGCACAGACGUCCCAAGAGUGGCACUCCGUCAGGGGCACGUCCGCGGUCGCUUGGCGUAACUCUCAGCUCGGACUUGGAACGCAUGCUGGAGCAAGCGGCCUUGGCACCAUCCAAAGUCGCGGGCCUUCAGGAGGUGGAUGCUGAUGCCAUCUUGGCUGAGCCAUCCAUCCAGCUGCCGCCCCGCAGAUGUCUUGAGAAAAGUGCCAGCCCUCCAAGCCAUGCUCGCAGGCUGCCCCUUGACACAGACUCCUUCGGCAACAUCAUUUCGCGGUUGACGUCGCAGGAAAUUGCAGUUGUGCUUGAAGGCCUGGCCCAGCUGGACACGGUGCUCGCCACCGAUGGCAGUCCUGCACUGCUGGGCGGUGCCGACCAACUGGUGAACAUGAUGUCCCUGCAGUACCGGCUGCUGCACACCAAGCAUAUAACCGAUGACUGCGUGGCCAAGGCAGACGUCAUCGAGCUGUACAGCCGGAUGGCAGCUGUACUCCUCAAGGUGUUUGAUGGCCGCACGUUGGGGCGGCGUGUGAGCACUGGCGUUCUGAAGGAGCUGCUGCCUCAACUGCUGAUGGUUCUGCUGGACAAGCGAAUCACCGAGUUCCGCCAUGGGCCUCACCUGCAGCGAACAGUCAACAUCCUUGCUCUCCACAUCAUCCGUAAUGGGAACCCCAGCUGUGUUCUUAGUGCACUGAUAACGCACCUGCACGACUGCUUGGGCAACAUGAGUACCCAGGCGUCCGAAAAGUACAUUGACUUGGUUGUCAAGUGCUUGUGGAAGAUGAUGUCCUCGCUCGAGAACAUCGUGGACGAGCUGAGCCUGGAUUUGGUCCUGUUGGACCUGCAUCUGUUUCUGAAGGCGUACCGUGGUUCCUUCUGGGAGGGCCGGCCUUCAGACACACCAUUGCGCACAGUGCGCACCAUCAUCUACAAGCUGGUCGGGCUCAAAGGUCACAAGCUGCUGACAUAUGCAGAGAUGGUGCCAGGCCAAGAGGAGUCUUCCCUUGUGAAUACAAUUACCAAGAUGCUGAAGAUGCACGCUCGGAAAAGUGCGGAGAUCUCUGCCAACAAGGGUUUUUCCGACGACUCUCAGAACAAGAGCAACGAUGAAUCUGAGCAGAAGAGUGUCCACCAGCAGUUCAAGAAUGUGAUGCACAAGUUGAGCAGUGAAGACGACUUUGACGAGAACAUUCAGGUACUGCACCGGCUGUGUAAGAAGAACCCAGGCAUCAAUGUGGACCAGCUUUACCGCAGCCUUGCACCCCACGUCCGCGAGCUAGUGCGAACACGGCUAAACGAACUUGAAAGACAACCUCCAGGCUCCAAUGUAGCACACGUUCUUCCUCUGCGCAUGAACGAUACCAAUCGCCACAGCUACUCUAGUAGUCCUCGGAAAGGAGACUUGUCGAAGCUGCCCAAAGACUACAUGCACUGGAAUCGAAAACAGUGGGCAACUCGCCUUAAUGCAGUCUUGGAUCAGCUGAAUGUCAAGGGGCACUUUAGUAACGAUGACUAUCCCUCGUCGGAAGACAUUCCCGACAUAUUCAGUGAACCCCUGCAUGUUCACGAGGCAAGGUAUCAGCAAAUUGUGCAGCAGUCGGAGGACUUGACGAAAACAGCGCAGCAGAUCAUCGCCGACCUCAGGAAUCGUGGUAGAAGUCCGGAGGAGUCGCACUGCUGAGCAGCAGGGCAGUUUAGGUGCUUGUUUAGCAGACAGCUAGCUAUUCGCCCACACCACGCAUCUGACGAAUAACGUAUUCAUCCUGUGUAAAUAAAUGUGGAAAUUAACGUAACUAGUAGCAUCCCUUAGGCUUCAUGAUGUGCUUUUAGUUUAUCUGCUUUUAAAUGUGCUUUUAUUGACGCGAAUAAAUUAUUCCACCAAGAAA